Linum trigynum is the source of this 588-nucleotide messenger RNA. The record is from the annotation of a GenBank genome assembly. Lineage: Eukaryota; Viridiplantae; Streptophyta; Magnoliopsida; Malpighiales; Linaceae.
AUGGAAAUCACAAUCAUAUCUGCACAAGGCCUGAAGAACAUGUCCAAAACUCUACUCCCAUUCUCCAACCACUGCCGCCUCCGGCCAUUCGUCGCGAUCUCCACUUACCCCAAAAUGGCGCCGCCGGUUGGGGAAGAUUCUUCUACUAGCAAGAGUCACAUAACGAGGAUUGACGACAGGGGAGGAGUGAAUCCCACGUGGGGGGACAAAUUUUAUAUCCCAGUGGACGCAGCAUUUUUGGGGAAUCGAUGCUCUUGUAUUUACCUUGAACUCUACACCAAACGGCUGUUCUCCGGCAGAGCUCAACUGGGUUGGUGUCAGAUCCCGGUCGCCGAUUUCGGAUUCUCGCCGUCGCCAGGAGGUAUGGUCCGGUACCUGAGUUACAGGGUGAUGGAUCAUAGAGAUGGGACCAGAGGGCAGGGGGUUUUGAACAUUGCUGUUAGGUUGACGGGUGGAGGAUUAACGGCGCAGCGGCCGCCGCCGCCAGGGGAAUCGGUGGAAUCCGAUCAGAAAGUUGCGAGGAGUUGUCAAGGAACGGUGAUUGGGAUUCCGGUGGAAAUGUUUUCGAAUAUGAGAAUAUGUCAGUGA